Somion occarium is the source of this 1944-nucleotide messenger RNA. NCBI's taxonomy places the organism in Eukaryota, Fungi, Basidiomycota, Agaricomycetes, Polyporales, Cerrenaceae. The record is from the annotation of a GenBank genome assembly.
AAUAUCGUCCUUGGGCGUUUAUUGACCCGCCGCAUUUGGAAGUUCCCACGAUGCAUGCGCCGACGUCGAGAGUUGACUAGCUGGCUCGCGCUACACUCUUCCCCAACGACUUCCAGUAUGUCUGCCAGGGAUCUUCUGCGGUCUGUAGCGCGACAGAGAUGUAGUCAACGAUACGUCAGCAGUACGUCAGGCUAUAACGAAGCUUCAAAUGCCUGCUAUGUCUCCUACUAUGACCGAAGGCGCAAUUGCGCACUGGAAGAAGAAAGAGGGUGAGCCUUUCUCUACUGGUGAUAUCCUCCUCGAAAUUGAGACGGACAAGGCUACUAUUGACGUGGAGGCACAGGACGAUGGUGUGAUGGGCAAGAUUCUGGCGCCUGACGGUACUCGUAACGUUAAAGUCGGCAAGGCGAUUGCACUGCUUGCCGAGGAGGGUGAUGAUAUUUCAAACUUGCAACUCCCAGAAGAGGCCGAGCCUGCACCUUCAAAACCUGCCAAAGAAGAAGUUUCGCCCGCCCAACAAGCCCCUCCCCAGCCGACGCCUUCUACUCCAGAAUCCCGCCCACACGUAACACCCUCAUCCUCACGCCCUCUGUUCCCCUCGGUUAUCCGUCUCUUAAUUGAGAGCGGUAUCGAGAAGGCUGAUGAUAUCAAGGGAACUGGUGUUCGUGGCAUGCUCACUAAGGGUGACGUCCUGGCCUACUUGGGUAAGGCAAGUGGACCACUUGGAACAUACCAGGCUGCCUCGGAAAAGGAGGAACAGAAGAUCGAGAAGGUUGCGAAGGUUGCGAAGGUUGAGAAGGUUGAGAAGAAGCCAGAGCCAGCACCGCUAGAUGGUCUCGCUAUUCGUCGCCUCAUCGUAUCGAAUAUGUUAGCCUCUUCUAUCAAAGCGCGCACACCACCAGCGUCAGCCACUCCGCCGGAUUUCGACUCUAUCAUCGCAGACUAUCUGCCUCCGUCGCCGAAGCCUGCUUCUUCACCCGCCCCGUCCUCCAAAACGAAGACUAGUUCUUCCGGUUCCCUGGACGACUUGUUUUGAUUGAGUAUAGCUCCACUAUAAUAUGGUACUGCGUUGCCAUUAGACAUACCAUACAUUUCCACUCUAUUCCGUCAAGAAGGAACCAGCAUGCUACAGCAACUGAAACAGGAUGAAGAAAUCAGUAGUCUUGCUUAUUAUGAUUCGUCAAUAGCAAGACACUAUCCAAGCAACAUGGUCAGGACAAAGUCUCGUGUCGUCCAUAAUGCUCGAUGUGGCUUACCCUGAACUCUGUAAAAGCUUCUGCCGCUUUCGGACCUCGCAUCCGUGGUGAAGGAAUGAUGAGUUGUAAACUUAGCAAACCUCCUUCAUCUAUUCGCACCGACGUCUUGGUGGAAUGUUGUAAAGCCCGUGCUACUCGGACAACAUGCGAAGUUCGAUAUCUGUUCAGCGGGGACAUUAGUAUCUGAGCAUGCCGACGAGACCGGGAUCGCAUGAACACGCGUUUCUAAUAUCGUCUUAUCCCCACGAACACAGGUACACAGGGCGAGGAAGCCUUCGGGCGAACAAAAGGUGAAGAAUGUGGAAGGCACAUACGUGAAAGAGACAUGGGUAUCGCAUUCGCAUGACUCAAGAACUUCUUUGUCAUUUGGGUAGUCCAUCUGAACGCGAUAAGGUUAGCGCGAUUCUCGGAACAAAAUGGAACGUGAAAGGUUAUAGUUAGUUACCUCGGUUGUACCGAACGUGCCCGUUGCCUUUAUGCGUAGUCUUGGAGGUGCAGUAAGAGUAGGACCUCUACCCGGCGCAGGCGGGGGAUUUCCUAUAAUUGUUAGUUUGUCGCAGGAGGGAUGGAGUUCUGAGAGUGCAUCUUGAAGCCAUGACGACUGAGGAUUUGUUAGGAUGAAUGUUUGAGUCUAUGAAUUGUAUGUACCUUCAAAAUCAUUUUCAUAAUCCUAUUCGUUCCAGUGAGU